Aspergillus puulaauensis is the source of this 1509-nucleotide messenger RNA. RefSeq names its product cytochrome P450. Gene Ontology annotation, molecular function: monooxygenase activity; oxidoreductase activity, acting on paired donors, with incorporation or reduction of molecular oxygen; iron ion binding. The transcript has 5 exons. Lineage: Eukaryota; Fungi; Ascomycota; Eurotiomycetes; Eurotiales; Aspergillaceae. Bases 1 to 1509 code for a protein of 502 amino acids. The record is from RefSeq and is a predicted model, not a curated record.
AUGUUCCCUGCCAGUCGAGGGCUUGCGCUGUCACUCGUCGCGGUACUCCUAGGCUGGUUAUACUGGUUCCAGAAUCCCCAGAUAUAUCCCCUGGUUAAUGGAAAGCGCCGCUUUGGGUUCCGGGCAGUUCACGCGCAACGACGGUUUCUGUCUAAUGCGCGUGGUCUGAUUCAGCAAGGCCUCGCCCAGUGGCCUGUCUUUAGGAUUCUAACCGACAACGGAUACAAACUCGUGCUUAGUCCGAAAUAUGCCAAUGAAAUUAGGUCUCAUGAAGACCUGAACUUUGUCAAGGCCGCCGUGGACAGGUUCCACGCCGAGAUACCUGGAUUCGAGGUCUUUAAGCAGGCGACCAGGGCGGAUGAUAUUCUGCAGGAUGCGAUCAGAACGAAGAUGACCCAAAGUCUUGGGAGUGUCACGAAGCCACUAUCGCAGGAGAUGGGUGCUGCGCUGCAGACCAACUGGACGGAUUCACCUGAAUGGCACACCAUCACACUCAAACCCACAAUCCUCAAUAUCAUCGCCCAGAUAUCAUCCCGGGUCUUCCUCGGUGACCGCCUCUGCCGAAACCCAGACUGGCUCCGGAUCACAGUGGAUUACACGGUUGACUGCUUCGAGGCCGCAGACACACUGCGCUUGUGGCCGGCGCUUUUGAGACCUAUCGUCUCCCCAUACAUUCCAUCAUGCCGAAAGAUCCGGGCAGAGAUCCAAGAGGCUAGGGAUAUCAUUUUCCCUGUACUCGAGCAACGAAAAAAAGAGAAACAAGACGCUAUUGACCGGGGAGAUACACCGGAAAAGUACAACGACGCUAUGGAGUGGAUGGAACAGUGCGCUAAGGGACGGCCGUAUGAUGCUGCUAUUGCGCAGCUGACGUUCUCCGUGGCGGCGAUUCAUACCACGUCUGACAUGCUUGUGCAGGUAUUGUAUGAUAUCUGUGGAUAUGAGGGGCUGGUUGAGGAGUUGCGAGAGGAAGUUACCACUGUGUUGAGGGCGGAUGGAUGGACCAAGACUGCGCUGCAUAAAUUGAGGUUAAUGGAUAGUGUGAUGAAGGAAAGUCAGAGACUUAAGCCAAGUCAAAUCAUCUCCAUGCAACGCCUGGCGGAGAAGACAAUCAAGCUCUCUGAUGGAACUACGAUCCCUAAGAAUACCCUGCUCUAUGUCUCGUCCGAGCGUAUGUGGGAUGAGUCCAUCUACCCAAACCCGGAUCAAUUCGACCCUUACCGGUUCCUGCGGCUUCGUCAAACUCCUGGACAUGAAGCGUCGGCGCAGCUCAUAACGCCAACUCCGGAGCAUCUGGGGUUCGGCCUAGGGAAGCAUGCUUGUCCCGGGCGUUUCUUUGCUGCCAAUGAGAUGAAGGUCGCGCUGUGUCACAUUUUACUGAAGUAUGAUAUUAAGAUGACCAAGGAGUGGGAGGAUCCACGGCCGAUUAGGAGGGAGGUGGUCCUUUUGGCAGACCCUAGGGCAAAGAUGGUGCUUCGGAGGAGACAGACUGAGAUUGAUUUGGAUAUUUAG